AAUCACUCCACCCCCAAUUGAACGUUACCAUGACGCGCUUUCGUCCUUGUAUAGAUCUGCACGCCGGCAGCGUCAAACAAAUUGUCGGCGGCACCCUCAACACCACAACACCUGACAUCCUCCAAACAAACUGGACAUCCUCGCACCCUUCAGCCUUCUACGCAGACCUCUACAAAAAACACGCCCUAACCGGCGCACACGUAAUAAUGCUGGGUCCUGGAAACGACGCCGCAGCCCAAGAAGCGCUGGCAGCAUGGCCAGGCGGCAUGCAAGUAGGCGGCGGCAUUACCGACAAGAAUGCAGCCGAGUGGAUAGCCCGAGGAGCGGAGAAGGUAAUAAUAACCUCAUACCUCUUCCCCGACUCAACCUUCUCGCAAGACCGCCUCCGUGCCGUCCUCGCCGCCCUAGACAGCGACGUACAGAAACUCGUCGUCGAUCUGUCGUGUCGCAGGAAAGACGAGAAAUGGUUCGUGGCGACGAAUAAGUGGCAGACAAUUACCGAUUUUGAGUUGAAUAAAGACUCCAUAGCCCUCCUGGAACCACACUGCAGCGAAUUCCUCAUCCACGCCGCCGACGUCGAAGGUCUCCAGCGCGGCAUCGAUCAUGAGUUAGUUGAGAAACUGGCGGAGUGGUGUAGCAUACCCGUCACAUACGCAGGUGGUGGUCGCUCAAUCGAGGACCUAGAGUUGGUUAAGAAGCUGAGCAAAGGCAAGGUGGAUCUCACCAUUGGCAGUGCCCUAGACAUUUUCGGUGGUUCAGCCGUCAAGUUUGAAGAAUGUGUAAAGUGGAAUGCUGAGCAAUCAUAA
Messenger RNA from Pyrenophora tritici-repentis Pt-1C-BFP, 806 nucleotides. NCBI's taxonomy places the organism in Eukaryota, Fungi, Ascomycota, Dothideomycetes, Pleosporales, Pleosporaceae. The record is from RefSeq and is a predicted model, not a curated record.